Molecule: messenger RNA, 3792 nt
Organism: Pecten maximus
Lineage: Eukaryota; Metazoa; Mollusca; Bivalvia; Pectinida; Pectinidae
Product: tripartite motif-containing protein 2-like
Exons: 3
Coding region: 440-2065 (541 amino acids)
Biological process (GO): positive regulation of DNA-templated transcription
Cellular component (GO): nucleoplasm; chromatin
Molecular function (GO): zinc ion binding; ubiquitin-protein transferase activity
Source: RefSeq, a predicted model, not a curated record
UAUUUCAACACUCGGAGGGGAGGUGGCGGUACCAUCUCUGCUAGUCUCGUACUAACAUUCGUCCUAAUAGCAAGUUAUUUUCCUCUCCUUCCCUCUGCCCCACGGCCGCCAUGUUGAUCUGUGCGCGUGCAGUGCUCGUGAAGUGGUAGAUGUACCAGACAAAAUGGCUGCGGUAUAGCGUGAAUCAUCUCUACCAUAUACAUGACUAAGUAAACGAGUGUUGGUGGUGUGUUCGAGUUACCAGCGAUAACUAGAAGGAGUGUUUAAUCUUUGCUGCUCCAGAACUUCAACUUUCGUAACACUCUCCAAAGAGCAAACCCUACCAAGUGAUUUUUUCCGUCAGAGCACGACAGUGAGAAUAGCUGUAGCAAUGGAAUAAUCAGGAACAAAUUUUUAUUUAUAUAAGAAAAUCCUGUUCUUGGGAUUUCUAACUCUUGCAAUGGACGACACGGAUAUUAUACAAAAAAUAGGAAAGAAAAGGUAUCGACGGAGACUUGAGAGAGACAGAUACUAUACCACGUCCAUUGAUUACAACACACUCAACAGCAUGACGAACCAAACUGCAACUACUGGUGGAAAGUUAGCGCAGGAAAUCAACGAUGAGUUCCUAACUUGCAAGAUCUGUCUUGAAGGAUUCAAGAACCCAAAAUGCUUAGAUUGUCUGCAUACAUUCUGCGAGCAAUGCAUCGACAAUCACAUCAUGUCAGAAUGUACCUAUAAGAAAUAUAGCGAUUAUCGGGAAUUCACGUGCCCUUUGUGCCGAAAGCGUACUCAACUUCCGCUAGGUGGCGUCAAGAAGCUUCCAGAUAACUUCCUGGUUUCGAGUCUAGGAGAGGUGGUGGCGAGGCAGAAGCCAUCAAAAUUUCCUUUCUGUGACAUUUGCAAACUUGUAAAUAGAAAGCAUCGCGAAGCUUCUUCUAAAUGCCUGGAUUGUAACAAACUGUUAUGUAAAAACUGUGUGGAACUACAUCGAGAAACGAAAGUCACAAAGAAUCACAGCAUAUUCGAUGUAGAUAUAGAGAAAGAUAUUGAGUGUAAAGAGCAUCAGGAGGAGGUUGUCAGGUUCUACUGUGAACCCUGUGAGGCCUGUAUCUGUGUGCUGUGCACAUUCAAUGAGCACAAAGACCACGAAAUCUCUCAAUUUUCGGAUGCCGUAGAAAAGUACAAGGAAAGUAUUCAAAAACUGUUAAACUGCUGUAAAAGUAAACUGGAGGUUUACGAUCGUCAGCUGCUUGCUCUUACUGCUUGUGAAGGUACCAUCAAAACUGCAGAGCAGAAGAUACGCGAUACUGCCAUUCAGUUCAUAUCUGACAUUAGAAAUAGAGAAAAGCAACUCAUUGAUGACUUGCAUUUUGAAUACGGACCCAUGGUAAUGGAUUACGUCAACAAGCGAAGUGACCUCCAGGUUAACGUUGAUAGCUUAAAAAGUACAUGCAGUUUGACAGAGCUUGUUCUGAAAGGAAAGGAUAUAGAACUUCUUCUCUUGAAGAAACAGGUCCAAGAGAAAUUGUCGUGUCUUGCAGAAAUUGAAUUGAAGGACUUACCAAACACAGUUUUGAAGGAAAUACAUUUCACUGCCGGAAAUUUGGAUAUGGGUCAUCUACAAGAUUCAGAUAAACCAGUUGUUUCGAAACCGCAAAGGUCUUAUUCUGGGGCAGCACCGACUCCCGCACCAAAAGUCAGCACUAGCAGCGUAACUACGCAGACAGAUAUGGAAGAAGAAGUGAAAGCCGCCCCAAAACCAGAUAUGACACAUCAAUACAUCCAAACGGUGGUGUAUGGAAGUGCUAGCAACAACUACGACUCCAAGUCCACCGAAACUGAGCACAUUGAAACCCUUGAGAAGGGCGUUAACACCAGAUCUCGAAGUCUUCAAAGUCUGACGUCACAGCUACAGAGGACAAACUCGGAAGACGUCGCCAGUCCGGAAGCUACAAGUCCAGAUCCGGUUUCUUCUUCAGGACAGGAAGCGCGAAGAAAUCGCCGCCGCAGGGAGAGACAGAAGGUUGAGGUUUCGUCCCGGCCCACGACAAACAACCCAUCUAAUACCAUGUGUAUGCAGUAGAAACCCCGACUUAUACAAGAUAUAUACCACGGUAGCUAGGAUCGCCAAGGAUCUGUCCCGAACUCCAAACUUAAAUCCAAAACGAGGUCGUGGCACGUGACAUAUGAACGUCUGAGACCAACGUAAAUUUUGACCUUCAAGAUGGCGGCGAUGAACUUGCAUGGGAUAGGCUGGAGUUACCGGUCGUUAUUGCGCACUUACCGUCGCUCAGAAUUUCAAUGGCGACAUGAUUUGAAAGUGUAUAUAUAACGAUCGAUAACUCCAGACUCAAUAUAUUACCUGUAUGACCAAACUUCAUUAUAAAUAUUCAGUUUGAUUUUGCUUUCGUUGAAAACACUAGUUUAUUUCUGUGAGGCGCUAUUGAGCGGUAUACGCUUUCUUAUAUAUCUGAAAUUAGUUUUGCUUGAUAAACCCAUAUUCCUCAAUCGUAUUGUCUAUAUAUACUUGUCAAUCCCUAGAUAGAAAUCAAUUUAGGACAGAUGAAGUCUAAUUUGAAUGGCAAAUUUGUCCCCUUUUUUCUAACUACAUGCAUAAGAAUUAUGAUGUCAAAGUUUAUUUGGGAACAGACGUUCGGAGCAUGUCGUUUUCAUUAUUUUAUAUUCAUAAUGUAACUAGUUGUUAUUAUUUCAUUCAUCAUUUAACGUGCUAAACGUUGGGACAGAUCCGAGAAUUUAACAAUCCAGCAUGAUUUUUCCGUUAAUAAUUCAUCUUAUUUUCUGCCUUUCUUACCUCAUGUUUGUUAAAAUUUAAUUAAUUGAUUAUGAAGUCACCACCAUGUAGAAAAGUACUGAUAUAUUCAAACAACUCACCUUUCCAAUAAAAUAUCUGUGAUGAGAAACACAUGUUUUCUAGUGCAUUUAUAUAAGAAAAGAGGUACAAAAUACUCAAAGGUUUAGUAACUAUGGAAACAUUAUCAAAUAGCUCAGUAAAAUGUUUAAUAUUCAUAAUUAACAAAAGCUAAUCUCGAAACUUUCCUUAACCACGCCGUUCAUAUAGAUCUCAUUCACACUAAACCAUCCACUGAUCACUGGGCUUAGGUCUUUAUCCUCAAUAACGCGGGCUAGAUAUAGACCUACAAUACGCAUGACUGUAUUACAGCUGCAUGUCGGGUAGAUUUAGUUUCACAUACAUUCACGUGACGUAUCAAAGAUGGCGGCGGACGUCUGCCAAGGACAAAAAUAGACUUCUUCCUUGCCAGAUAAUUCGUCUCGUCACGCAUGACUGCAUACAAGAAAUAGUAGAAUGGAGAUGCGAUCAGAUAUAUAACCAAUAGUGAUUUACUCUGUAGAUUCAUUAUAGAGAUACAUUUCAAAUAUGCAUGUUCUUUCUGUAACCGAUAGUUACAUAAGUAUCGUUAAAUAGCAUUUUGUUAAAAUUUCCAUUUCGAAGAUCCAUCCUAAAAAUAUGUAGAAUGGACAUGGUUUCUGGACUGAAAAAAUGUAUGAAAAUUUUGAGUGGACUUUAGAAGUGUACAUCUUACUUGUAUUUCUGGAACUGAAUGAGACCAUUUAUCGUUUAUUCCACAUUGUUUACCUGGAACUGGUGUACCUGUUUCUCAGUUGUCGCCCUUGAUGUUCUAAGAAGACGGAGUAUAUGGAAGUGACUUACGUAUGUCAUGUAGAUAUUUCAUUGGAUGUAUUUUACAAGCAAAAAGUAUGGAGACAUUCAGAAGUAUUUUCUAUUGAAUCAGACAUAUUACUCAAUACACAGUGUUCAAACUACAACAA